Solanum lycopersicum (tomato) is the source of this 5564-nucleotide messenger RNA. NCBI's taxonomy places the organism in Eukaryota, Viridiplantae, Streptophyta, Magnoliopsida, Solanales, Solanaceae. The record is from RefSeq and is a predicted model, not a curated record.
GGUCCCUUAUGAAUCAGAGGCCCAAUCCGUUUAUUUCCCAAGAGAGUAAGCGGCUGAGGGUUGACACUUCUGAGUGAGAGAGACUGAGGCUGAGCACCACCAGCAACCACCGGCGACCGGCGACGGAGAUUCCAUUAUUUCAUUAUUAAAGAGUUGCAUCAAGUUUGCUGGUGUUUAUGGGCAUAAGAUGGCCAAGGAUUCUAACACCGAAGCAGCUCUCGCAAAUAAUACUGAGCCAGAAGAACCCACUAAAAGCGCUUCAAUGUUUUGACGAAGCAAAAUGCAAGUAUCCAACUUACCGUCAUAAUGGUCCUGUUUAUAGCACUAUGAUUAAUAUUUUGGGCAGAUCAGGGAGAAUAACUGAGAUGAAGCGAACAAUUAAUCAGAUGAAAGAGGACUCGUGUGAGUGUCAUGACUCAAUAUUUGUGAAUGCCAUUAGAAGCUAUGCGCAAGCUGGAUUAACAAACGAAGCCAUUUUUCUUUUUAAGUCUCUUCCGGAGUUCAAUUGUAUAGAAUGGACAAGAUCUUUGAGUACUCUUUUGGAGAUAUUGGUAGAAGAAUCUAAGCUAGAAUCUGUUUAUCAGUUGUUCCUUGAGAACUCUUGUGGAUGGGAAGUGAAGUCUCGGGCACAUUUCUUGAAUUUGUUGAUGAAUGCUCUUUGUAGAAUGAAACGCUCUGAUCUUGCAUUGCAUAUUUUCCAAGAGAUGAGUUACCAGAACUGCUAUCCAAACAAAGAGAGUUACAGGAUCUUGAUGAGGGGUUUAUGUGAAGAAAAACGGCUCAAUGAGGCUACUCAUCUAUUGUACUCAAUGUUUUGGAGGAUAUCUCAGAAGGGAAGUGGUGAAGAUGUGGUUGUCUAUCGAGCUUUAUUGGAAGCGUUGUGUGAAAAUGAAGAAGGGGAGGAGGCCUUACAAAUUCUUGGUAAGGUAUUGCGAAAAGGACUAAAAGCUCCGAGAAGUUACUACAAGCAGAUUGAUCUUACUCAAUGCCGGAAUGGAUCAGAUACAGAAAAUAUGAAAGUUUUGAUUAAUGAAGCUUUGAUAAAAGGCAUAGUUCCCAGUUCAGAUAGCUACAGAGCGAUGGCUGUUGACUUUUACGCCGAAGGCAAGAUUGAUGAAGGUGACAAAGUGCUCAAGGAAAUGCAUGAGAGAGGCUUCAAACCGUCAGUGGCGAUUUAUGAAGCAAAGGUAGCUGCUCUUUUCAGGGAUGGCCAGGUUGACGAGGCAAUUAUGGUCAUUGAUUGUGAGAUGGUGCAAAAAAACUGUGUUCCGAAUAUUAGAUUGUAUAAUGUAGUUAUAAAAGGCUUAUGCCAUGAAAGAAAAUCUACUUGUGCUAUUAAGUAUUUGGAAAGGAUGUCUAGGCAAGUAGGUUGCGUGCCAAACUAUGAAACUUAUGGAACUUUGGUAGAUGGGUUAUGUGAAGAUGGUAAAUACGUUGAAGCAAGCAAGGUGAUGGAGCAAAUGUCAAUUAAUUCCUUUUGGCCUAGAGUUGGAACUUUGAAUUCUCUUAUCCGAGGUCUCUGCCAAGUAGGUGAUUUGCACAGUGCAAUUAUGUGUUUGGAGGACAUGAUCUCUCUAGCCUUGACUCCAGAUAUCAAUGUUUGGCAGUCAUUAUUAGGUGCAAUCUGUUGUGAAAAUGGAUUGAAUGAGGCUUCUUUCAAGACACUAGAGCAGCUACAGACACCUUAGCGUUGUCUAUAACUACAACUGUAUUGCUGGAUUUCGCCCAUUUUCUAUUUGGUAAUAAACCUUUUUUGCUUAACACUUCGAAGCCUGUCUUUUCUAUUUUCCUUCUCGCUAACUCUGAAUUCUAAUUAUCUGUCUUGAUUCAGUUGGUAAUAUAACUACAUGCUGAUAUUUUAACCUUAAUAUCUCUAAAUGCCUUUUAGUGGCAUUUAAGGGCAUUACCAUAGUUGUCGCUAAUUAGUAUGUUACAGCCAACUUGUCCCGGCAAUUAAGCAUUAGUUGGUAAAAAUCAUCUUUUUAGUGACAUUUAAAAAUGCCCAAUAAAAGUCUCUGUCAAGUGAAAAUCAACCUCUAAUAAUAUCCCGGCAAUUAAGCAUAGCCUCCGAUCUGAAGCCAGAGGCAAAAUCUCAUCUGAAAGCUAGAUCUUCAUAGCCCUCCGAUCUGAAGCCUCUGAUAUCCUUCCAUGGUACUCUCUCUGUCCCUCGGAUCAUACUCUCAUCGAAACACCUCUUGGUGUUGAAUAUCAGUGAGGGAAUUAAAAAUUCUAGGGUUUGGAUCUCUCUCCCCCUAUUUUUUAGUUUCUAAAGCAAUCGGAAGACAUAACUCAACUAGUAUGUGGAUGGACAGUACAUUGCCUCCGGUCUAUAUGAUGGUCUGUUACUCAAACACUCCGAUUGUUUCAAUCAGGUUGGUUUGAUUAUCAUUUUCAUUCAGUUUUUGAAGUUUUUAUCAAUUGCGACAUUGAGCUCUGUUUGGUUGAACGUUUAGGCGGUUACAAUCUCCUACCGUUAAGUUCAAUUUUAAGGUAAUCUUCAUUGAUUUUUAUACUCUGUUUUGUCCCAUUGUUUGGAUGGAAGUUUAUGAUUCUCCCACUGUUAAGUUCACUACUAGGUAAUUUUUGUUGGUAUAUGGGAAAAAAGUUCAGGUGUGUCGGAUUUGUUCGGUUUUCAUUUGAUUCAGUUCUGAAGAGUUAGGUGUUCUGUUAUGCUCUGUUUGGUUGUAUAUUUAGCAAUUUCACUACUAUUAAGUUCAGUUUUAAGAUGAUAUUCCUUGAUUUUUCUUCUUUGUUUUAUCUAUUGCUGGAUGGAAGUGCAUACUUUUCUAGCUAUCAUGCUCAAUUCUAGCAAUUUUUCGUUGAUUUAUGAGCUCAUUUUUUGCUAAUUUUGAGUGAUAUUGCCGGGAUGGUUUUUGUAAAAAAUGAUACAUUUUGCUUUGAUUUGUUUCGAGUGUUCUAGUCCACCAUAUGUAAAGUGUCUGCUUCUUUUUCUGGAGUUAUGAUCUAAUAGCCAAAGAGGAAAAUAACAUCAAGAAGGAAUUGAUCUGUGCUAUAUUGAGGAUUACAUCAAAUUAAAAGUAAGUCAUUAAUUUAAGCUGUAAUAGAAAUUGUCUAACUAUAUAGUUAUGGUGAGCCACUGAGCAUUGUGUAACUGAUACAUUGGUACAGUGGAUACUCUCUCCCACUAGAAAGGUUGACGAACAAUGAUAAUCACGAGGAAACUUCAUGGCAUUUGUAGCCUAACUUGAAUAAGUUUCUUGGAUUGGCUUGACCUUUUUGGAAGGAAGCUCGAGCUAUUGCAAAAGCUUUUAUCAUGUAUGCCCUUGAUUUUCAUAUUUUCAUGUACGACCUGUGUUUAGAUGGAGAUUGAUCAUACGUAUUUCAAAACCUUGAGAAUAAAACUGGAUAUAGAGUAUGUGUAAAUUUUAUUCAAAUGAAUAAGUAUAAAGGAUAACCUUCGAUAUAGAAGGUCAUAUUUUCAAAUUGAAUGACAGGUACAAUGACCCUCUUAAACACUUUCUGAACACACAUUAGGUGUUUAGCAAAUAUCACAAAAGGAAAGAGACAUUCUUUUUUAUACGGACUAAAAGCGAAUGUAAGACAAACAAAUUGAAACGGAAGGAGUAAGUAAUUUCUUUCAUGUUAAUGAACCUGUUAUUAUUGGGUAUUAGGGGACAAUCUCUUUCCCAGUAACUUGUUUUUAAGACAUCCCCAUAAAUGUGAAUUGAUUUUAAGACACUAUGGAAGCCACUACUUGUAGUUUAUUUAGAUCGAUAAAUACUCCUUGGAAAUCUCUGUGAAUUGUAUGAUUUUAGUACUAACUUCCGCUAAAGAUUCCAAAAGCUUUUGAGAUUACAACACCAAAAUUUAUUAGCCUAUCUUGUUGCUUAGCUCAUGAAUUGGCAGAACUGCAGAAGGACUGAGUAUCACUUGUUGCGAAAGAUUCCAAAUCUCCUACUAAUUGUGAAUAGAGGAUGCAGAUUAGUAGGCAUAGCUUUUGGGUGAAGUAGUUGUAUGGGCGGAAUAUAUGCUGAAUAGAAGGAAAAUGAUUAAAUUUGAGGCCUGAGACAGGAAGAGGAAGAGAUUGGGAUCGAACAUAAUGAGCUUCAAAGCAGUUACUUUAGGUGACAUUAAUGAUGUUAAACGGCUGAUGUGGUACAGAAGCCUUUGAAUAAUUUUUUGAGGUGCAAUUUACCAGUUGAUAAUGAUUCUCUCUUUCUGUUUUGACAUCAGAGGAACAUGAUCCGUGAGGCAACAACAUUUUUGUUGGAUGUUCCGAAACCUAACCUUCCAGAGAACAGUUUCCUGCAGACUAAGGUCUUGGAAAUCAACCUCGUGACUUCCCCAAAUGUUGAUGAUGCUAUAUUAGCCAAUGGUAUGUUCACUCGUUAUGAUCAACCACGAAUUGCUCAACUUUGUGAAAAGGUUGGUCUUUGAUUCGGUCUUUGCAGGAUUGACUGGUUUUCAGCAUUUUUGAGCUUAACUUCCCAUAAGAUAUGACCACAAUAUUGGUUAAUUAUGUAUGUUUCUGCAGCACUACAGUGAACUAUCUGAUAUCAAUCGCGUAAUUUUUUAAUACACAUGCCAUUGAGCCUCAGGUCAGUAUACUCCCGUGGUCGUAUUGACUUACUGUUGAGGGUUGUCGGACGUGUAUUUAUCUACACUACACCAGAUUUCAGAAAGUAUGUUUCCCAAGUUUCUCAGAAAAGGCAUAAAACUAAGUUGUUCAAAAUAAGAAAAAGAAAAAGCUAAUUCACCUGAAAAACAAAUAGGAAGUCUUUGUUAGAAGAUACUCACCCAUUUAGAUGUUGAAACUUAUGAAGCAGAGACACCAAAUUUAAGCUCACUGAGUCAAAUCAGAACUUUUUAGGCCUUAAACACUAGCCUGUUUUCUUGUAUUUUUGAAAUUUUGGUUGUGUUGUCUCCGGACCAUUUGUACACCAGGUUUCACCGUUGUUAUGGGCGGCUACUUUGGGUUUCCCCCCCUCUCUCUCCCUUGUUGUUCUGCUUGUCCAAGACUCUGCUCUAUCUGAAUAUGAUAGAUAUUUGGACAUUUAAAAUUACAUAUACUUCCUUUUUACAGAGAUAUGAAUCAUAGAACUCUCUCAAUCCCUUUUCAUUUUAAGAAAGUAAUUGAGCUUUCAAAGAAAAUUAUGGUGCAGUGGUCAGGUUCAUGUCCUGAUGAAAAAAUUGUUGGUAGGGAGCCUUCCCCCCAAAUGGAGUCAGUCCUACACAAUGCAAAUCCAGAUUGGUCGGGUUCAAAAGUGGGUACUAGACACUGGAUGGGAAAUCAAAAUAAAAAGAAGAGAAGUAGUGAACAUAACUGCUCACACUUAGCUUUGAUGGGGGCAUUUUCUCAAGAUCGACUACAUGAUUUCAUUACAGAGUUCUAAUUCAGAGAGAUGAAUCUUCAAAUAGUGGCAAAAAUCAAAUCGAUCUAUCUAUCUAUCUAUCUUUUCUUGUUGGAUGUAUAUUGACAAGAAUAUUAGAUUUGUACUAGAUCAUGAACAUGUUGUCCAUUGUUUUGAGAGACUUUGUAAAUGCUUCUCUAUAUUUUCAUUUCUUUUAACCUCAAAGCAAUAAGAUAUUCUUGUCAAUGAUUU